This is a messenger RNA of Myotis lucifugus (little brown bat), 1220 nucleotides long. It is a transcript of the gene FAM110C, whose product is annotated as family with sequence similarity 110 member C. Bases 263 to 1006 code for a protein of 247 amino acids. NCBI's taxonomy places the organism in Eukaryota, Metazoa, Chordata, Mammalia, Chiroptera, Vespertilionidae. Gene Ontology annotation, molecular function: alpha-tubulin binding. Gene Ontology annotation, biological process: regulation of cell projection assembly; positive regulation of cell migration. The record is from RefSeq and is a predicted model, not a curated record. Gene Ontology annotation, cellular component: cell cortex. The transcript has 3 exons.
GCGGGCGGAAGGUGAGCGGGCCGGACGGGUGCUGAGCCUCUACCAGGGGUAGGAAGACGGCAGGGCCGGCAACGAACGAGAAGCCGCGGGCAGGCCCUGGAGCGACUCCAAUCGGCCGGGCUCGCUCUCGGCAGGGUCCGGACCUGGGCGGCAGGUACGGACGCCAGCCCCCGCCCUGCUCGGACUUCGGAAUCGAUCCCUGACCGACGCGCCGCAGCCCGAGCCUCUCCGCGGACGGGAGCCCAGCGGCAGUGCCGGCGGGAUGCGCGCGCUGCCCGUGCCGGACGCACCCCGGAUGGAGCAGCUGCUGCCCGGGCACCCGGGCCGGGCGCGGCCAGCGCUCAGGAGCGCGGUGGAGAGGCUGGCGGCCGACCGCGCUAAAUACGUGCGGGCUCUGCCGGGGACAGCUUGGGGCCCGGCCUCCGAGGGCAGCAGCCCCGGGGCGGGCGGAGAACAGGCGCGGUCAAUCUUCCCUGUCGAUCCCCCUCUUCACCUCAACGUGGACAGAGGGUCCCGCGAAGUCAGGUCCCCCGAGCCGCAGCGCCACGCGCCGGGGUCUUCAAGCUCGCAGUCGGACCUCAGCUCCCGCUACUCCAAGUCCGCUGCCGAGUUCGACACCUUCUUCCAGUUCUGCGGGCUGGAGCCCGAGGUGGUGGAGGCCCUCGGGCGGGAGAACUUCUCCGCGGGGUCGGACCAGGGCACCCUCAGAGUCCGCAGCGUGAGCGUCGCCACCUCCGAGGGUGGCUUCUCGCGGCGCAGCUGCGGCGACGAGGGGCUGCAGGAGGAGGAGCUGACGGAGCAGGCGCCCAGCGCCCCCUCCGUCGUGGAGAGGAACGCGCGCAUCAUCAAGUGGCUGUACACCUGCAGGAAGGCCACGGAGACGCCAGCGCCACGGUGGCAGGGCCCGCGUGACCACCGCUCCGAGGCCGGGACCCACGGAUCGGCCAGAAAUAUGUAUAUUGGGGUGCGCAGCACUUUGCUAAUUAGUUUAUGUGCCGUGAGAUGAAAAUAGGUGAACAUCGCUGCUCUAGGUCUUCCUGAAGAUGGAAUGCAGUAAAAAGAGUUUUGAAUACUUAGGACAUUAUUUUUCUUUCAGUGUUUCAUCAAUCUUUUGCUUGAAAAUGUUUUUUCUCUGUUUUAAUAAUACCAUCAUUGGAGAAUGAGCACAGAUAACACAGCCAGCACUGUUUGUAACCUUUUGCGUAACUUAACUCAUGACU